Messenger RNA from Hippocampus comes (tiger tail seahorse), 441 nucleotides. Its product is annotated as cyclin-dependent-like kinase 5. The record is from RefSeq and is a predicted model, not a curated record. The transcript has 3 exons. Lineage: Eukaryota; Metazoa; Chordata; Actinopteri; Syngnathiformes; Syngnathidae. The coding region runs from base 136 to 426 and encodes 96 amino acids.
CAUAAGCAAUAUCAGAAACGACAAGCCCAGCAAUUAACGUUGUGUGAUGACUAUCAAUGAAAACUGAACGUUAUCAUUUGUAAAGACCUAAUAUUUAAUACAGACUCCUAGUUUGUCUAGUAUCAUUUGUCUGACAUGCUUUUGGAUUCAGAGCUCGCUAACGCCGGAAGGCCUUUAUUUCCCGGGAACGACGUGGACGACCAGUUGAAAAGAAUCUUCAGGUUGUUGGGCACGCCGACAGAAGAGCAGUGGCAGACCAUGACCAAGCUCCCAGACUACAAGCCAUAUCCUUUGUAUCCAGCCACCACCUCACUGGUCAACGUGGUGCCCAAACUCAGUAGCACAGGUCGAGACCUACUCCAGGUACGAGACACGACAUUCUGCAGAAUGACGGAGUGGUCCAAAGUCUGGACAGGGUCUUUUUGAAGACCCGCAUAUAUU